AUGAAUCCUAAUUUAGACGAGACUGAAUCUUUUGGAAUUAUACGUAAAGAGGUUGAUUUGACUAACAAAGAAAAACAAUACCUGCUAGCGGUCGAAAGAGGUGACGUACCAACGACUAGACAAAUUGUAGAACAAUUUAAAGUGAAUAAUUUUAAUAUAAACUGUAUUGAUACACUUGGACGAACUGCGAUAUUAAUAGCUAUAGAAAAUGAAAAUAUAGAAAUGAUAGAGUUAUUGCUGAAUAACGGUAUUGAAAUAGGUGAUGCUUUAUUACAUGCUAUUAACGAAGAGAAUGUUGAAGCUGUUGAAAUGAUUUUACAUUAUGAAAUAUCUAACAAAGGAGAGGAGGUAAUAACAAUCUUAAUCCAGGUACCAUCAACAUCGUUUAGUGCUGAUAUAACACCAAUAAUACUUGCUGGUCAUCGUGAUAAUUAUGAAAUUAUCAAAUUAUUAUUAAGUUUGGGCUGUAGAAUUACUAAACCUCAUGAUAUACGCUGUAAUUGUAAACAAUGUGUAGCUGGAAAUGAUGACGAUAGUUUACGUCAUUCUAGAUCCAGAAUUAAUUCUUAUAAAGCAUUGGCUAGCCCUUCUUUAAUUUCUUUAUCGAGUAAAGAUCCCAUACUUACUGCAUUUGAACUAUGUGCUGAUUUACGUCGUUUAAGUAAAUUGGAAAAUGAAUUCAAAAUAGAUUAUGAGAAACUGAGUUUAAAGUGUCAAGAGUUUGCUGUUGACCUAUUAGAACAAACCCGAGGUUCAAGUGAACUACAUAUUAUACUGAAUCAUGAUACUAAUUCUACAGCAGACGAAAAUUACACAGAACGACAGAGAUUGGCAAGGUUAAAAGUGGCGAUCAAAUACAAACAAAAAAAGUUUGUGUCGCAUCCAAAUUGUCAACAGCUUCUUGCGUCAUUAUGGUAUGAAGGAUUGCCGGGCUUUAGACGCAAAAACGUUGUGGCUAAAAUAUGUAUAAUCCAAGCGAUUGGAUUUAUGUUCCCGAUUUUGUCAUUAUGUUAUCUUCUUAUACCAACCUGUUUUCUGGGUCAACUAAUAAGGAAACCAUUUAUCAAGUUUAUUAUCCACAGUGCUUCAUACAUAACAUUUCUAUGUAAGUUUAUUUUUAUUUAUAUCUUAAAUUAUCGUGAAAAUUUAUUAUUCCAUGAAAAGUAUGACAACAAUUUAAAGUCAAAAAUAUAUACCAGACAGAUUUAUGCUACAUUAAGGUCCAAUAUAAGGAAAAAUGAAACAUUUGGGAUUUUUAUACACAUUCUAGUGUAUAAUGAGGGGUCAUCCAUGACCCAUUGGGUUAACAACAAAGCACAAUCUUGA
Lottia gigantea (owl limpet) is the source of this 1326-nucleotide messenger RNA. RefSeq lists its product as hypothetical. Gene Ontology annotation, biological process: calcium ion transmembrane transport; regulation of cytosolic calcium ion concentration; manganese ion transport. Gene Ontology annotation, cellular component: membrane; cation channel complex. NCBI's taxonomy places the organism in Eukaryota, Metazoa, Mollusca, Gastropoda, Lottiidae. The coding region runs from base 1 to 1326 and encodes 441 amino acids. The record is from RefSeq and is a predicted model, not a curated record. The transcript is spliced from 4 exons. Gene Ontology annotation, molecular function: protein binding; inositol 1,4,5 trisphosphate binding; store-operated calcium channel activity.